Molecule: messenger RNA, 2225 nt
Organism: Penaeus chinensis
Lineage: Eukaryota; Metazoa; Arthropoda; Malacostraca; Decapoda; Penaeidae
Product: F-box only protein 30-like
Exons: 13
Coding region: 44-2152 (702 amino acids)
Molecular function (GO): zinc ion binding; ubiquitin protein ligase activity; protein binding
Source: RefSeq, a predicted model, not a curated record
GACACGAGAGGGAGGAGACGUCUUUUCUCGCCGUCCGGAAGUCAUGGAGGCCCCUGUAGAAACAGACACAGAGGAUGGAAGUGAUGAAUCUGUGACAUCUCUGCCAGAUGACAGUGACGAUGAGGUCGACAUCAAUAUUCACUUCCACUGCGAGCAUUGCAUCCGAAUGUACAGGUGUCACGAGCGUCCCAAACCCGGCUGGAGCUGCGAGGUGGAGCUUUGUCCGAACAGAUGCGGCCAAAAAUUCCACCUUUGCAAACUUGAGGAGCAUCGCUUGAUGUGCACCCAUGAACGCGUGCCUUGUAUAAAUGCUGGCUAUGGAUGCCCCCUCUGGAUGCAGCGAAGGCUAAUAGCUGAACACCUGCCUGUGUGUCCAGCCUCAGUGGUUAUCUGUAAUGCAGAGUGGAACCGCUGGGCCCUGGGAGCCAAGGAGAGGGAGAAAGUGUCAAUGUCAAAAGGAUUAAUAGCUCUGUACAACACCAAUGACCUGGACAUGUCUCUAGCUCUGCGUGAUCAGGAGCUGGUGAAUGAGAUGCUGACAAUGCCGAAGAGACUACGCAACACCUUGUGCAACAGAAUCACCCGACGCUUCCCAGCUCUGCCCCUGACAGUAAGAGGAUCAAGGCACGAGACUAUCGAUGAACGCUCUGGGUCUAACAAGCUCUCGAGACAGUCAACCGAUGAGGAGGAAGAUGGCCUCACACCAGGUCUUUCUGUGUCUGUGUGCACUGAGCUUUUGCGCGGGAAGAAGCAGGUUUUAUCUUUGGCUAGCGAGGUUCGGGGGUCCACCACAUCCUCCUCCUCCACUACCACCUCCACCACCACCUCCACCUCCUCCACUACCACCACCACCACACCCGAACACCCUGAUCUCGAAGCCGCUGCCGCUGCUGUCGAAGGCGAGAGCGCUGAGAGCAGUGACGCUCACUAUGCUAAAAGGCAGCAACUGCUGAACACGGAUGACAUAUCAGCCUUCUGCUGCACCCACGGCAUCCUGAAGAAUCUCUGCUAUCUCUGUAAAGGGGACCCUGACCAGCCCACCUACAAGAUGGGCAAAGUGUGGAGGGAGAGAGUCUCCUGUAAGAAGCCUGGAGAGAUGGUGUGGAAGCAGGAACCAUGUGUUGAAAAGGUUAGGAAGAGAAAUCCCCGUGGGCAGUUUGUGUACAUGAAGUAUGAUGAGGCUGAGGCAGAGGAAGAGGAGGAGGAAGAGGGGUCCCUGGACAAAAUGAUCAUUGAUGAUCAGGGUCGACCGGUGGGCAGAGCCAGGUUCAAGACGCCCCCUCCUGUCCCCCUGACGUCCAAGGCCCUCACCAUGGAGCUGCCGCUUAAGCACUACUCAAGACAUCAGAGUAAACCGAGGGCAAUGUUCACCUUCCAGUGCAUGCAGGAAGUCCGUCGGUGUGAGUACGGCAGCCACUACCAGAACUGCCACAGUGAGAUUCAGGAGGGAUUGGAUGGCUGGAUCCUGCAUAGGUGUCCACUGCACGUCCUAGGAUGUCCUUAUGUCUGUAACCGCCUUCACCCAGGCCGAACGGAUGGAGAUGUCAUAUACUGCCGUGACCUCCAUGCAUUUGGAAUCCGGCCUGUGCUGGAGUACGAACCAGCUCCCUGUGGAGGUCUCCCAAGAUCACGGUCACCAAGUGUGGAGAAGACGACCUCCGCUUUCGGCCAGUUGAGCCUCUUGCACUCCCACAAGGCCAUGAAGGCUAUCCCGGAGCACCACCGGACUAAGAACUGUGAAAGGCAGUACUACGCAUCGAGCACAAACCUAACCUACUUACCCAUAGAGGUUCUACAGCUUAUUGCCAGUUAUUUGGAUGGAUUCAGCCUCAACAACCUUUCACUUACCUGUCGAUUAAUGCGCGACGUGUGUCUCUCUCUCAUUAACGACCGAGGCCUUGUUAUUCUGGAAUGGGUGCGCUACAUUGAGGGCGACAAAGUACGAUGGAAAGAGGGAAGGAAGCGUCGCUUCUUCAGCAAAUCUUUUGAACAUGUUAAUCAUUGGGGCUUCAAAAAUGUUCCUCACAUGGCAGACCACUUGCAGAAUUGCCCAUUUAACAAGAGAUACAUCACCAAGGACACAUUUGCAUAUAUCCUGCCAAGUGAAGGUGGAAAGUUGUUAAGGAAAACAUUAAGAAAUGUUACAUUUUGACCGCAGUGAUGUAGACAGCAAUUCCAUAGGCAAGGCUGGAUGAAAAAGGGAACUGCAUUGUGCAUUUUGUAUG